This is a messenger RNA of Danio aesculapii, 3002 nucleotides long. It is a transcript of the gene rasa4, whose product is annotated as RAS p21 protein activator 4. The transcript has 21 exons. Gene Ontology annotation, molecular function: GTPase activator activity; phospholipid binding. The record is from RefSeq and is a predicted model, not a curated record. Gene Ontology annotation, biological process: intracellular signal transduction; regulation of GTPase activity; cellular response to calcium ion. The coding region runs from base 193 to 2613 and encodes 806 amino acids. NCBI's taxonomy places the organism in Eukaryota, Metazoa, Chordata, Actinopteri, Cypriniformes, Danionidae.
UCAAACCAACCCGCCCGUGUUUAACGCGUGGACGACCACUGGACAGACAGGCGGUGCUGCUCACAGGAUCUACAUAUCAUAAGCUUUAUUGAUUCAAUAGCCCUUUUGACAAUUCUGCAGUGCUUAUAAACAUGCGUGUUAUUGAAGGAACAAUAAGUGUCGGCGCGUGAGAGACAGUCACUGAAUGACAGCAUGGCUAAACGAAGCACUCUAUUCAUCAGGAUUGUGGAAGGAAAGAACCUGCCAAUCAAGGACAUAACUGGAAGCAGUGAUCCAUACUGCAUCGUGAAGAUUGAUAAUGAAGCAAUAAUUCGGACAGCAACAAUAUGGAAGACACUUUCUCCGUUUUGGGGUGAAGAAUACACUGUCCAUCUUCCUCCAUACUUCCGCACAGUGUCUUUUUAUGUGCUGGAUGAAGACUCUCUCAGUCGGGAUGAUGUAAUCGGGAAGGUGUCAAUCACUAAGGAGGUGCUCUCUGCCAAACCUCAAGGUGUUGAUGGAUGGAUGAACCUAACAGAGAUUGACCCAGAUGAGGAGGUGCAAGGGGAGAUUCACCUCCAGAUCUCAGUACUGGGAGAUGGAGAUAUCCCACGGAAACUGUGCUGCCAGGUCCUAGAGGCAAGAGAUCUUGCGAAAAAGGAUCGCAACGGGGCCUCUGAUCCUUUUGUCCGAGUGAGAUACAAUGGCAAAACGUAUGAGAGCUCGGUGGUUAAAAAGUCCUGUUAUCCUCGCUGGAACGAGAGUUUUGAGUUUGAACUGGACGAGGCGCUGACUGACAGUCUACUGAGUGUGGAGGUGUGGGACUGGGAUCUGGUCAGCAGAAAUGACUUCCUGGGAAAGGUCCUGUUCAACAUCAAUAAGCUUCAGUCUGCACUGCAAGAGGAGGGCUGGUUCCGCCUGGGGCCUGACAAAUCUAAACACAGCGAAUAUGAAGGUACUCUGGGUUCCCUGAGGCUGCAUCUCCGGCUUCGAGACGAGGUUGUGUUGCCAUCCAGCCAUUACAAGCCACUCACAGAGCUACUCAGCCAGUCGGUCGGCUCUCAGCUCAACGGAAACUGGCCUGAUUUCAUCAUGCUGAUUGAUGAGACCACUACAGCGGAGAGCAGACAGGAAGUAGCUAAUAAUCUAGUGAAGCUGUUUUUGGGUCAAGGGCUUGUCAAGGAGUUCUUGGACGUUCUGUUCAAACUGGAGCUGGACAAGACUACCGAACCCAACACACUGUUCCGCAGUAAUUCAUUAGCAUCCAAGUCUAUGGAAUCAUUUUUGAAGGUGGCUGGGAUGCAGUAUCUGCACCGGCUUCUGGGGCCCAUAAUAAACCGAAUCUUUGAAGAAAAGAAAUACGUAGAACUGGACCCCAGUAAAGUAGAACUGAAAGAAGCAGGGUGUGCAGGUUUGCACCGUCAGCAGACAGAAUCUGAUGUUAUUCAGCAGAGCUCCAGCCUUCUCCAGUCAUACCUGUCUGAGCUUCUCACCUCCAUCCUACAGUCUGCAUCCUACUGCCCGCUGCUCAUCUGCCAGGUUUUCCAUCAGCUCUACCUUAGAGUGCAGGAGCGCUUCCCGGACCCGGAGUACCGGAAGGUGAAGUUCAUUGCUGUAACCAGCUUCCUGUGUCUGCGGUUCAUCUCACCUGCCAUCAUGUCUCCAAAACUAUUUCACCUACGAGAGAAACAUGCCGAUGCCCGUACCAGCCGCACACUCCUGCUACUUGCUAAAGCCGUGCAGACCAUCGGGAACAUGGACACUCUGGCAUGCUGCUCUAAAGAGCCUUGGAUGGUGCGUUUGCAGCCUGCCAUUCAGCAAGGCAUCACCCAGCUCAAAGACUUCAUCACCAGACUGGUCAACUGUCAUGAGUCAGAGGAUCUUGAGCUUCAGACGCGAAUGAGCCUUCAGUGUGGCACUAUGGAGAAAGAAGGUUUUCUCUUCCUGCACAGGACCAAGGACAAGUGUAUGCCAAUGACUUCUCCCUUUAAGAAGUAUUAUGUGACGCUCAGCAAAGACACACUUUCUUAUUCCAGAACUCUGCAAUCUAAGAAGAGCUCAUCUAUUUCCCUGCCAAAGAUCCGUGCGGUAGAAAAGGUGGAGGAGAAGUGUUUCGGCAGUGCCAAUGUCAUGCAGAUCAUCUCCAGUGAAGAAUUGGGCCAGCAGGAGACCCUAUACCUGGACUGCAAAAGUGUAAAUGAGUUGAAUCACUGGUUGUCGGCUCUCAGGAAAGCCUGCAGUCACAACACAAACACUAUGAGCUGCUUUCAUCCCGGCAUCUACAAAGCAGACCGAUGGAGCUGCUGCCAUCAGAAGGAGAAAUCAGACCCAGGCUGUGAUAAAACCCGACAUGGAGUGACUCUGCAGGAAUGGUACGACCCACUGGACCCAGAUCUGGAGGCUCAGCUCAUCUACCAGCAUCUCAGCAGUGUCCAGCAUGCCAUGCGAGAUAAGUAUUAUAAGUUGCAAGAGCAGCAGGGAGUUCAGGAGGCAGAUUCAGGAAGAGACCAGAAGAAAUCCGACGGAGUGUCAAAACUCUUCGACAUUCUCCAAGACCUUCAUGAAGCUCAUGCUGCGGUGGAGGAAGAGGAAAGAUCGAAGAAUAAAAACGUUUUCCUGGAACUACAAACGUAAAUGAAAGGACGCUGGUUUGUAAUGAAUUUCACGUCAUUCACAGUGUUAUUCCGUCACUGAGCGGCUUCAAAACAUGCUAUUGUUUCGACACUGACCAGAAAAGAAAGCUGAAAAUGCUAAAAGAUUUAUUUGUUCUUGUAUUCUUGAACAGAUGUUUGUUUUUUAGAUGGGUAGUUAGAGGAAUGCAGUCACGAAUAAGGAUAGUUGUGGUGUUUUCGCUGUGUGUUUGGCAUUAAGGUAAGAUGGAGUAUGGCGUUGACUUACUGCAUUGUUUCAAUUGGGUUCACUUUAUUUGAAUGAAUUUCAGCUUUAAUGGUUUGAAUCACCAUUCUUCCUUCAUGUGCUUUUAACUUUAAAAAGAAAUACUUUGGAUUUGCAUGUCGGCUCUU